Molecule: messenger RNA, 1701 nt
Organism: Effrenium voratum
Lineage: Eukaryota; Dinophyceae; Suessiales; Symbiodiniaceae
Source: the annotation of a GenBank genome assembly
AUGGCCCGUGCCUUCGGGAGGCUGGCGGCGCGGUGGCCGCCGGAAAGGCAGGGCAGGGAGGAACCCAUGGGUUGGAUGAAGGACGAGACCGGGCUGGAAAAGCGGCCGGCCAAUUUCGUGCCGCUGACGCCGUUGUCGCAUCUGAGGCGCGCGGCCACGGUGCAUGCGAAACGCGAGGCGAUCGUCUAUGGCGAUUUCCGGACGAGCUAUGCGGAGUAUCAUGUGCGCGUGUCGAAGCUCGCCUCGGCGCUGGCGCAGAUGGGUGUCGCGCCGGGCGAUGUGGUGGCGACGGUCCUGCCCAACAUUCCGGCCCAUGUGGAGGCGCAUUUCGGGGUGCCGGCCUGCGGCGGCGUUCUUAACGCCAUCAACAUCCGGCUCGACCAGCACACGAUCAGCUACAUUUUCGACCAUGGCGAAGCGCGGGUGGUGCUCGUCGACACGCAGUUUCUCGGCGUCGUCGAGGCGGCGAUCGCCGAGAUGGAAAACGAGGCGCAGCCAACGAUCAUCGAGGUGCCGGACGAGCAGGCCGGGUUCCACGCAUCGGGCCGGCACCUGACCUAUGAGGCGCUGAUCGCCGAGGGCGACCCGGACUUCGACUGGGUGAUGCCCGCCGAUGAAUGGGAGAGCAUCGCGCUCAACUAUACGUCGGGCACGACGGGCCGGCCCAAGGGCGUCGUCUAUCAUCAUCGCGGCGCCUAUCUGAUCACGCUGGGAACGCCCAUCGCCUGGCGGAUGACGCUCUAUCCGCGCUAUCUGACGAUCGUUCCGCUGUUUCACUGCAACAAUUGGUGCCAUGUCUGGACGAUGCCGGCGGUCGGCGGCACCACCGUGUGCUGCCGCGAUAUCACCGCCAGGGCGAUCUACGACGCCAUCGCCGACGAGGGGGUGACGCAUUUCGGCGGCGCGCCGAUCGUUUUGAACAUGAUUGUCAAUGCCAGCGACGAUGAGCGGCGCUCGUUCGAUCACACGGUGAAUGUGUUCACCGCCGGUGCCCCGCCGGCGGCGGCGACGUUGGCGGCGAUCGAGCCGAUGGGCUUCAACAUCACCCAGGUCUACGGGCUGACCGAGGUCUAUGGUCCUGCCACCGAAUGCGUCUGGAAGGACGAUGAAUGGGCUGGGCUCGGCGCCGAAGAGCGGGCGACCAUCAAGGCGCGGCAGGGCGUCGCGUUCCCCAACAUGGAUCAUGUGACGGUGGUCGACCCCGAGACCAUGCGCCAGACGCCGAUGGACGGCGCGGCGACGGGCGAAAUCGUGAUGCGCGGCAACGCGACGAUGAAGGGCUACUACAAGAACCCGCGCGCAACCAACGAGGCGUUUCGCGGCGGCUAUUUCCACAGCGGCGACAUCGCCGUGCAGCAUCCGGACGGCUACAUCCAGAUCACCGAUCGGGCCAAGGAUAUCAUCAUAUCGGGCGGCGAGAACAUCUCUUCGGUCGAGGUGGAAAGCGCGCUGAUGCACCAUGCGUCGGUGCUUCUGUGCGCGGUGGUCGCCAAGCCCGACGAAAAAUGGGGCGAGGUGCCGUGCGCCUUUGUCGAACUGAAGGACGACGGGUCGGCGACCGAGGAGGAGCUGAUCGCCUUUGCGCGCCAGAGGCUGGCCGGUUUCAAGGCGCCCAAACGGAUCGUGUUCGGCGAACUGCCCAAGACCUCGACCGGCAAGGUGCAGAAAUACGAACUACGCGAGCGGGCGGCGGCGCUGUGA